AUGGCGCCCACAACAGAACCGCCCGCAAAUCAAGAGUUUGUGCAUGCAUCGGCCAAGCAUGCAAAGAAGAAGGCAAGCCGCAACAGCAUAGAACCCAUCUCGGCCUUCUACCUCUUCUUCGCCGCCAACAUAUUGUCGGCCGUUUUUGCGCCCAUCCAGGACUGCGACGAGACCUUCAACUACUGGGAGCCUGCCCACUAUCUUGUUCACGGCUACGGCCGCCAGACCUGGGAGUACUCGCCCGACCAUGCCAUCCGCAGCUGGCUCUACAUUGGCCUCCACGCCGUGGUCGCCGGGCUCCGGCGCAUUCUGCCGCAGGCUUCCAAGGUCGGCGAAUUCUACUUUGUGCGCUACGUUCUCGCGUUUGUCUGCGCCCUCUGCCAGACACUCAUGUUCCAGGUGGUCAGUGGCACCGUCCACCCGCGGAUCGGCUUCUUUUUCCUCCUGGCGCUGUGUACGAGCCCCGGCAACUUCCACGCGAGCACGGCCUUUUUGCCCUCGAGCUUCGCCAUGUACGCCGUGAUGCUGGGGGCGACUGCGUUUAUGAACUGGCGCGGUGGGCUCAAGACGCUGCAGGGCAUCUUCUGGUUCGCUGUUGCCGGCGUGCUGGGCUGGCCCUUUGCCGCGGCACUGUGCGCGCCCUUCCUGCUGGAGGAGGGCGUGCUGGCGCUGAGCGGCGGCGGCGCUGGGCUGCUGGGCGGCUUUGUCCGCGUGGCACGCGGCGGUGUCGCGGCACUGCUGCUCGUGGGACUCGACGCCGCGGUCAAUACGUUCUUCUACAAGAAGUUCGAGGUCGUUGCCUGGAACAUUGUCAAGUACAACGUCUUUUCGGCGGCCGAGGACGGCGGCGGCCCCAACCUCUACGGCACCGAGCCGUGGCCGUUUUAUUUCAAGAACCUGGCGCUCAACUUCAACAUUUGGUUCGUGCUGGCCCUGGCGGCCCUGCCGCUCUUCCUCCUGCAGAAGAUGGCCGGCACCUCCAAGAAGGGCCUCGUGUCGGGCAUGCGCACCGUUGUGUUCCUGACGCCCUUUUACCUGUGGCUGGCCAUCUUCACCCUGCAGCCGCACAAGGAGGAGCGCUUCAUGUACCCGGCGUACCCGUUCCUCGCACUCAAUGCCGCGUUUGCGCUGCACAUUGUCCUCGAGAGCAUCGGCCACGCUACGCCGGGCACUCUGGCCGGCCUCGUCCCUGGCAAGGUCAAGCUGUUGGCCGUCCUCGGCGUCUUUGCAAGCUGCCUCGCCAUCAGCGGCCUGCGGGUCUAUGGCGUCAUUUCCGGCUACGGGGCGCCGCUGGCCGUCUACAAGCCGCUGGGCGGCAACGUGGUGCACCACGACGUGCCGGCAGGGCAGGCCGACGGCAGCAUUGUGGGCGGUGCGGGGGACUUUGUCUGUCUGGGCAAGGACUGGUACCGUUUCCCGAGCUCCUUCUUUUUGCCGCGCAACAUGCACGUCAAGUUUGUGCGGUCCGAGUUCCGCGGCCUGUUGCCGGGCGAGUUCUCCGAGGCCCGCACAGGCUUCGGCCUCUGGAGCGGCACGUGGUUGCCGACCACGGGCAUGAACGACCGCAACGAGGAGGACAUGAGCACGUACACCGACAUUAGCACGUGCGCGUUCCUGGUGGACACGCAGUACCCGGAGAACGCGCGGCAGGGCCGCACACUGCCGCCGCAUGAACCCGACUACGUGGCAGAUACCGCCAACUGGGAGGUUGUGACGUGCGAGCCGUUCUUGGACGCAGGCAACACCGGGUUCCUGGCGCGCGCGUUGUGGAUUCCGAGCCUGGAUUUCCUGCCAGAGCGUUUCCAGCGCAAGUGGGCACGGCACUGCCUGCUUAAGCGGCGUGAAAAGUAG
Messenger RNA from Sporothrix brasiliensis 5110, 1851 nucleotides. RefSeq names its product alpha-1,2-mannosyltransferase. Bases 1 to 1851 code for a protein of 616 amino acids. Lineage: Eukaryota; Fungi; Ascomycota; Sordariomycetes; Ophiostomatales; Ophiostomataceae. The transcript has 2 exons. Gene Ontology annotation, biological process: protein N-linked glycosylation. Gene Ontology annotation, molecular function: alpha-1,2-mannosyltransferase activity. The record is from RefSeq and is a predicted model, not a curated record. Gene Ontology annotation, cellular component: endoplasmic reticulum membrane.